UAUGACGGGACUUGCAUGACCUCAGCUCGAUCUUUAGGCGGGCAUCUUGCGGCGCCCAAUCUUCAAAUCUAUCAAGCUGUCAAAGUAAAUCACGCUGGAGUUUUCUCCAUAAAUAGAUUAUCCUAUUUUCAUCAAACAACUUUUGAGUCUCGAGAAACUGUGUGCCCUAGAGCCUCGAUUCUCUCAGGUUCAGGUCGUUCCUUCCAACUGAGCCGCUUUCAUUAGCAGACUGUGCCUCCCAUGCUAUUUUAGCACUUCAUCUGCCCUGAACUGUGUCUUUGAACUUUCUCCUCCGAUGCGUCAUAGUUCUCUCUUGAGACAAAUUUGAGACACCGAGGGGAGAAUGGCGACGACACAGACGAAGGUCGCGAUCGCGUCCUCCACCGCGUUGAGACUGUUCAGUUACUUCUUUCUACGAUGGAUCCUCCUCCCAUGGUUCGCCGCAACCGUUUUUACUUCCUUCGCCAUUUUCGUGCCUUCUUUCAUCUGGGGCUGCUUUAACGAGCCGAAAAAGGAGCUAGUUGACGAAGUAGACGUGUUUCUCACCGAAACCUCCGUGGAACAAGACGGCCCAGGGAAUGGGAAGUUAGCUCACCCGAACGGCGUCGGCAACAAAGACGUCGUUGCGCAGAAAGUCGAUAUCGUAGAAGCCAUAUCAGUGCAAAACCGACCGCUGAAUCGUCUGCGAACUCUACUGGCGGGAGCUCCAAACCCGCGUAGCUUGUUGCUCUCGGGUUCUACACUUCUCAUCAAUGCGCUGUGUGUUGGCCUUGUUGCUGAUCGGAUCUUCCGCGAACAUGGCUACACUGGCGAUGAUCUCUCGUUUGUCAAGCUGGGAUAUGUUUCGGAGAACGAAGCAAAGCUGUUGGUGCGGGAACCCGACCAGUCAAAGAUGCCUGUUACGUUGCAAAUUCACCUCAAAGACCCUCACCCGCCUUUCGACAAUCCGUUGUGGCAGGAAGCCGGCGGGGUCCGGUGGACGACAAAUGAGACCGACUAUACAGCUCUCCUCACAGUUCCCCUGCGACAUUCGAAGCCACGGACUUAUGAGUGGAGAACCUCGAAUAACCACUCGGGCGAGUUCACAACUCCUCCUUCGGUCGGCGAUGCUGCCGAGAUUGGCAAGGGCCCCUUUACGUUCCUUUCGACCUCCUGCAUCGUGAGCCGGUUGCCUUAUAGCCCGUUCGACCAUCCCCUUGCCAUCCCGGGUUUAAGGCAUCUGGUCAAAGUUCUCCCGUCUUUAAAUGCCCAAUUCAUGCUCUUCCUCGGCGACUUCAUUUACGUCGAUGUGCCUCGCUGGUGGGGCAAGGAAGUCUCGGAUUAUCGCCAGAAAUAUCGACAGGUCUAUGCCUCACCGGACUGGCAAGCCGUUGCGCAGAACCUCAGCUGGAUUCAUGUUUUGGACGACCACGAGAUUGCGAACGAUUGGGACGCCAAUUCUACGGGCAUCUAUGCGAGCGCGGUCGACCCGUGGCAUCUCUACCACGCUACACCAAACCCGCCACCAGCCAAAAAGGCAGGUGCCCUCAGUCCUCGGCUACGAGCAACGUACUUUAAGUUCACUCAGGGCCCGGCCAGCUUCUUUCUGCUCGACACGCGCUCGUACCGCUCCAGCAACAGUCUCCCUGCCACGGACCUCGAGAAGACCAUGCUAGGUCCGGAGCAGUUGGAGGACUUCAUCGACUUUCUCAACCGGCCCGAGCCAAAGGGGGUCAAAUGGAAGAUUGUAGCCUCCUCGGUCCCUUUCACUAAGAAUUGGCAUUUUAAUACUAGGGAUACGUGGGGCGGCUUUCUAACCGAAAGGAGGCGGAUUCUCAAGGCCAUGUGGGAUGUCGGAAACAGAGGAAUUGGAGUUGUAAUUCUAUCUGGAGACCGGCAUGAGUUUGCAGCGACUAAAUUCCCUCCCCCAGCGGACUCCAAAUGGCCUGAAACCUCGGCUGUGUACGAGUUCUCGGCCAGCCCGCUGAGCCAGUUCUACUCUCCCGUCCCGUCAUAUCGCCAGACCGACAACGAGGAUAUCGCGAUCAAGUACAUUCACAAGGGGAACUCCAAGUUCGGAGCCAUAACCAUCGAAAACCUCAAGCAGGAUAGCCAGAGCAGCCUUAAAUAUCGAUUGUUUGUCGAUGGUGUCGAGGUUUGGAACACGGUGGUUUUGUCUCCUCCGCCUAUUUCGGAGGGCAAGUUUACCGGUUCAUUCUGGGACAGACUGAAGCUCGCCUAAGAGGGCAGGGCUUGUAUAAUAGUACUUGAGCUUCGCAUUAGGCAAGCUUUGGCAGGAAAACACCGAGAUGGGGCGUUUGCCAGGUUGGACCUGGCCGGCAGGUGAUUUGGGGGGUUAGGUAAAUAGGGACAGCGGCGCCUUGAAGGUAGAGGAUACAGGGGAAAUACACUACGAUGAUUUGCUGUGUCGAACCCCUUUUAUGAAGACACAAUGGACCCUAACCCUAGUGAGCAUCGAUUAGCAC
Lasiosphaeria miniovina is the source of this 2465-nucleotide messenger RNA. Its product is annotated as PhoD-like phosphatase-domain-containing protein. Lineage: Eukaryota; Fungi; Ascomycota; Sordariomycetes; Sordariales; Lasiosphaeriaceae. The record is from RefSeq and is a predicted model, not a curated record. The transcript has 4 exons. Bases 344 to 2221 code for a protein of 625 amino acids.